AUGGCUGCCAUACUUUAUGCCCUAAUCAGUUCUAUUAACUCUCCAACACCUUUAGUUGAAUACUCAUCAGCAAGUGGAAACUUCCAACAAUUAGCCCUCAAAAUUUUGAGUAAAAAAAUAACAACCCCAACAAUUUCUUAUUCUUAUGAAGAUAAAUAUAUCUUUCAUUGCUUAAAUAUCGAUGGCUUUACAUUUUUAUGCCUUGCAGAGUCUGCUUUUACUUAUAGGACUGCAUAUGCGUUCUUAUAUGACAUUAAAGAUAUUUUUAUGGAAAAGUACGGAGAAAGAGCUAAAAAUGCAAUAGCUUUCAGCUUGAAUAAAGAUUUUUCUGAUAUUAUUAAAAAGAGAAUGAUUUUUUUCAACACUGAUAAAAAUGCAGACAAGUUGAGAGCGGCAAGAGACAAUAUUGAAAAAACGAAAGAUAUUAUGAUAGAAAAUAUUGAUAAAGUUAUAGCGAGAGAAGAAAAAAUUGAAAUGCUUGUUAAUAAAACACAAUAUAUGAGCGAAUCAUCAUUUGAAUUUAGAAGAGAGGCUGUUAGAGUAAAAAGACAUUUUUGGUGGAAAAAUACAAAAUUCACUUUAUUAAUCUUUGCAAGUUUUAUGGUAAGAUUUAAGCAGAUUGUUUUGUUUUUUAUUUUGGUCAUUGCGUGUGGAGGCUUUAAUUUCAAAAAUUGCUAA
Blepharisma stoltei is the source of this 678-nucleotide messenger RNA. The record is from the annotation of a GenBank genome assembly. NCBI's taxonomy places the organism in Eukaryota, Ciliophora, Heterotrichea, Heterotrichida, Blepharismidae.